Messenger RNA from Symbiodinium natans, 1737 nucleotides. The record is from the annotation of a GenBank genome assembly. NCBI's taxonomy places the organism in Eukaryota, Dinophyceae, Suessiales, Symbiodiniaceae.
AUGUCGGUCCGAGCUCCAGCAUACACUGCCUGGAGCUUGUUGCAGGCUUGCCGCCAGUUGCGGUUGCCACGUCCUUCGCUCGAUUUGCCCAGCGAGGAGGACGUGGCGCAGAUCAUGCGGGAGGUUGCCGCCGAGCAGCUGAAGGCGUGGCCCGCGGACGUGGACGACGUUGAUUCUCGCUUGAAGCUGCUUUUCGAAGCCACUGCGUCGCAGCGUCUCUCGAGCAUCUCGCAGACCAAACGGCGCAAGGUCCAGGCCCUUGGUGUGCCAGCGGCCAGCCGCGCCAGCCCCACCGCACAGGAGGCGCAGGAAGCACAGGCGACGGGCGAAGCUGCCUUCGGAGAGGAGUUGAUCCUUCAGAACGGCCUCAGGAUUUUCCUCAAGGAGUCCGACUUAUUCGAGGACGAAAUCUUGGUGAAAGGUCGGCGCUGGGGAGGGCUCUCCGAAUUUCAGGAAAGCGGCCUGUUCAGUGGAGGCAUCAGCUGCGAGGCGCAGGUGAACUCCAUGUGCGCCAUGAUGCUGGGCAUCUGCGGGCUGCCAGCGGAAUCUAUGCAGGAGUGCCUCGAAGGAAGGCGUGUGGACCCGAGCCCACCGAGCAUGGAGGCUUACACCACCUCCCUGGAUGCCUCCUCUUCACCGGCGGACUUCGAGGUGCUCUUGACGUUGCUCUCGCUGCUCUUCCUGAAGCCCGUGUCCCCGGGAGCUGGCGCUGCCGGAAGGCUCUCCUUGGUGAAGUUGGGGCUUCUGGCUUGGCGUUUAGCUGAAGAUCGUGAUCCGCAGAGUAAGUUUCGACGCCGAAUGCAAAGCGCCAUCACCAGCAACCAUCCGUACACCUGGCUUCCGAGCCUCUGGCGAAUUCUGCGCUUGAACUUCAAGACCGCAUCUCAGAUCUUCAACGAGCGAGCAUCGAUGCCCCGCGAAUGGACCCUUGUCCUUGUGGGGCGAUUGCCUCCUCGAGACGAGCUUCUACCUCUUCUAGAGACCUACCUUGGCAGCAUCCCAAAUGGUGAGAUUGGUGCAAGCAGCCAGCGCCCUGAGGAUCUCGAGAUGCGGCAGGCCGUAACUCCUUUGGAGAUCCGCUUCCCUGAAGCAUCGGUGUGCGAGGACGUGCACCUGCACAUGGUGGAGCCCAAGGGAAGCACCGUUCUCUGCUUUCCGUUGCAGAUGGUCUCAGUGUCAAAAGCAGGAUCGGCAGAGGCUUGUUCUGAGGAGCUUCGUGAGUUGAUGCGGCUCCAGCUCUUGGUGCGCCUCUUGGAGACACGUCUUGUGGAAGUGCUUCGGUUCCAAAGGGGCCAGGUCUACAGUGUUUCAGUGGGCACGGACAUGUCCUUGGCACCACCGCAGAUGGGUCGGCCGCGUUGCGGUACUUUGAGCAUCAGCUUCGAGUGCGACCCGACGGAGUCGGACGAACUCGUCGCAGCGACGCGAGAGGAGUUGGAGGGCCUGAAAGCUGGCUCCACACACUUCAGCGAGGCAAACGUUGGAGCAGCAUUGGAGCAGGACCGCCGUGAGUUCGAGGAGUUGAUCCAUACUAACGGCUGGUGGGCGGGCACGGUGCUGGACCUCUACUUUUCUCGUUGCUACGUCGCUGAGGGUGAGAUUGGCCAGACCUUGUCCCUUUGGUGGACAGCGCGGCAGGAGGUCCUGCAGUCCUACAACGUGGAUCAGGCCUCCGAGCAGCUUCGGACCGUCCUUGCCACAGCCCGAAGCGUCACUGUAGCCAUGCGGCCAAAGUGA